Molecule: messenger RNA, 2890 nt
Organism: Octodon degus (degu)
Lineage: Eukaryota; Metazoa; Chordata; Mammalia; Rodentia; Octodontidae
Gene: Kbtbd7
Product: kelch repeat and BTB domain containing 7
Exons: 1
Coding region: 714-2777 (687 amino acids)
Molecular function (GO): protein binding
Source: RefSeq, a predicted model, not a curated record
UUACACGCACACGUCACCACUACGGGUCUCAAUAGCCCUCUCAGCACGCCCCUGGUGUGGGACCGGCACUACCCCGGCCGCAGUGCGUUGCCUAUGCAGGGUCUUGUGUAAUUUAUAUUAUUCAACGUUCAAACCUAUGAACUAUUCUUUAUUCCCAUUUUACAAAGACAGAGGUUUUCUGGUAAAAUUCACACAAUCUAAGGUUAAUAAAAUGGGUCUCCUACUCCGCUCUUAAAAAGCAACUGUCUUCACCUGAAAUCUAAGAGAAGUAAUUAACGCGGUUAGCCAAUUUCAAGUAACCUCGCGAUAUUGUAGAAACUACAACUCCCAAAAUGCAAAGCGGCUUGUGUCCCUCCGUCUCGGACCGCGAGUCAGAACGGCUCCAGCAUACCUCGCGGUGCGAAAGGUAACCUGGGAGUGGUAGUUCUGGGCGCAGGCCGGAAGCGCCAACGCGGCAGGGGCAGACUGAGUGGCUCCCUCAGGAGGUCCUGUUACGGCUGAGGCGGAGAAAGGGCGUGGAAACGAAAGGGUGAGUCAGGCAGUGUCUAGGCGAUAAAGGGAGGCGGCGUGGGUGUGAGUUGUGGAAGUGCGGCCGCGCCCUCAGUCUGUUUUGGUCGCCACUGUCUCGGAGUCUUGAGUCAGCGGAGGAAGGGUGAGGAGGAGCCGGGCGCUCGUAGCCGUUCCGCUCUCGGCGUCCCGCCGCCAUCUUCACCAUGCAGUCCCGGGAAGAUGUCCCGCGCUCUCGACGCCUCGCCAGUCCCCGCGGUGGGAGGAGGCCCAAAAGGAUCUCCAAGCCCUCAGUUUCGGCCUUUUUCACAGGCCCAGAGGAACUAAAGGACACGGCCCAUUCCGCAGCCCUGCUGGCGCAGCUCAAGUCCUUUUACGACGCACGACUGCUGUGUGAUGUGACCAUCGAGGUGGUGACACCUGGCAGCGGGCCUGGCACUGGCCGCCUAUUUUCCUGCAACCGCAACGUGCUGGCUGCCGCGUGCCCCUACUUCAAGAGCAUGUUCACAGGAGGCAUGUAUGAGAGCCAACAAGCAAGUGUGACCAUGCACGAUGUGGACGCUGAGUCCUUCGAGGUGUUAGUCGACUACUGCUACACAGGUCGCGUGUCCCUGAGCGAGGCCAAUGUGCAGCGCCUCUAUGCAGCCUCUGAUAUGCUUCAGCUGGAGUAUGUACGCGAAGCCUGUGCUUCUUUCUUAGCUCGCCGCCUGGACCUAGUCAACUGCACUGCCAUCCUCAAGUUUGCUGAUGCCUUUGACCAUCACAAACUACGAUCUCAGGCCCAGUCGUUUAUAGCUCACAAUUUCAAGCAGCUGAGCAGAAUGGGUUCGGUUCGGGAAGAGACUCUAGCAGAUCUGACCCUGGCCCAGCUUCUGGCUGUUCUGUGUCUGGACAGUUUGGACAUAGAGAGUGAGAGGACUGUGUGUCAUGUGGCUGUGCAGUGGCUGGAGGCGGCACCCAAAGAGCGAGGGCCCAGCGCUGCAGAAGUCUUCAGGUGUGUUCGCUGGGCACACUUCACUGAAGAAGAUCAGGACUACCUGGCAGGGCUGCUGACUAAGCCCAUUGUGAAGAAGUACUGCCUGGACAUUAUUGAGGGGGCCCUGCAGAUGCGCUAUGGUGACAUGUUGUGCAAGUCCCUGGUGCCAAAGACAAAUAGCAAAGGCAGUAGUAGCUGCAGCAGCAGCAGCAGCUGUAUUGUAUCUGUAGCUGAUAAUUCACCCCAGAGAUUAGGUAUGUGUGCCAAAGAGAUGGUGAUUUUCUUUGGGCAUCCCAGAGAUCCUUUUCUCUGCUAUGACCCAUACUCAGGGGACAUUUAUACAAUGCCAUCACCUUUGACCAGUUUGGCUCACACUAAGACUAUCACAUCCUCAGCUGUUUGUGUCUCCCCAGACCAAGAUAUCUAUUUAGCUGCCCAGCCCAGGAAAGACCUGUGGGUGUAUAAACCAGCCCAAAAUAGUUGGCAACAACUGGCAGACCGUUUGCUCUGUCGUGAGGGCAUGGAUGUGGCAUAUCUCAAUGGCUACAUUUACAUCUUGGGUGGUCGAGACCCUAUUACUGGAGUUAAAUUGAAAGAUGUGGAAUGCUAUAGUGUUCAGCGGAACCAGUGGGCUCUGGUGGCGCCGGUGCCCCAUUCCUUUUAUUCCUUUGAACUAAUAGUCGUUCAGAACUAUCUUUAUGCUGUCAACAGUAAGCGCAUGCUAUGCUAUGAUCCUAGUCAUAAUAUGUGGCUGAACUGUGCGUCUCUUAAGCGAAGUGAAUUUCAGGAAGCCUGUGUCUUCAAUGAUGAAAUCUAUUGUAUUUGUGACAUCCCAGUCAUGAAGGUCUACAAUCCAGCUAGGGGAGAAUGGAGACGGAUUAGUAAUAUUCCUUUGGAUUCAGAGACCCACAACUAUCAGAUUGUCAAUCAUGACCAAAAGUUACUGCUUAUUACUUCUACCACCCCACAGUGGAAAAAGAACCGGGUGACUGUAUAUGAAUAUGAUACUAGAAAAGACCAGUGGGUCAAUAUAGGUACUAUGUUAGGCCUUUUGCAGUUUGACUCUGGUUUCAUUUGUCUCUGUGCUCGUGUUUAUCCUUCCUGCCUUGAACCUGGUCAGAGUUUCAUCACUGAAGAAGACGAUACGCGGAGUGAGUCCAGUACUGAAUGGGAUUUAGAUGGGUUCAGCGAACUGGAGUCUGAGUCAGGAAGCUCCAGUUCUUUUUCUGAUGAUGAAGUCUGGGUACAGGUAGCACCUCAGCGUAAUGUACCAGAUCAGCAGGGUUCUUUGUAAAUGUCUUGAAAUACUAUGAUGUUACUACUGCUGUGUGCAGUGCUUCUUCAAAUGACAUCCUUUUUCCUGGAAAAAGAAUAGUUGAUUAGGAAUGCAGAUUUGGUUGAAAAAAA